UUGGAAAAAUGUUGUUUAGUGUAUUGUUGUAGUAUUAUCUUUUGAAAUUUCGGAUCUUCCAUGGAAAUCUGGUGUCUCGUUUUGGAAAUUCAAAAAUCUUGAGUGACAUAGUUGCUAUCGGUUUGAGAAUAUGGAGGGAUUGGAGAGAGUGUGGGAGUCUGGGAGGAGAAUUAGCAACAAUUUGAGUAGAAACUUGAGUAAUAGUAGUGGAGGAUCACAGAGACGGAGAAUUGAUGAGGACGAAGAAGCUCUUCGAUGGGCAGCCCUUGAGAAGCUGCCAACUUAUGACAGGCUCAGAACUGCAAUUAUGCAGAGCGUUAUCCAGGAAAAUGAUAAAACGCUUCACAAGGAAGUGGACGUUCGUAAGCUUGGGUUCGAUGAGAGGCAGAUUAUCAUUGAUCGCCUCUUCAAAGUCGCAGAGGAAGACAACGAAAAGUUUUUGCGAAAGCUUAGAGCUCGAAUUGACAGAGUUGGCAUCCAGCUUCCGACUGUAGAAGUACGGUUUGAAAAUUUAAGAGUGGAUGCAGAGUGUUACGUAGGUGGAAGAGCUUUGCCCACUCUAUGGAAUUCUGCCAGAAACUCUGUAGAAUCCUUGUUAGACACCUUUGGCCUUUCACACAAUAAGAAAGCAAAUCUUACAGUUCUCAAGGACGUCAGUGGAAUCCUCAAGCCAUCUCGGAUGACUCUGUUGUUGGGUCCCCCUGCGUCUGGAAAGACAACGUUGCUGCUUGCUUUGGCUGGGAAAUUAGACCCCAGCUUGAAGGUGAAGGGGAAUGUCACUUACAAUGGCCAUAGGCUGGAGGAGUUUGUCCCUAGGAAAACAUCUGCUUACAUAAGUCAGCAUGACUUACAUGUCGGAGAGAUGACAGUGAGAGAAACUAUAGAUUUCUCUGCUAGGUGCCAAGGUGUGGGGGAUAGAUAUGAGCUGCUUUCAGAGAUUGUUAGAAGGGAGAAAGAAGCUGGAAUCUUCCCAGAGGCUGACAUGGAUCUUUUCAUGAAAGCAACAGCAAUGAAAGGUGUUGAGAGCAGCCUUCAGACUGAUUACAUUCUCAAGAUUCUGGGUUUGGACAUUUGUGGAGACACAGUUGUUGGCAAUGACAUGAUAAGAGGAAUCUCUGGUGGACAAAAGAAGCGUGUUACAACUGGGGAGAUGAUUGCUGGGCCUACAAAAACUCUUUUCAUGGAUGAAAUAUCUACAGGAUUAGACAGUUCUACCACAUUUCAGAUAGUCAAAUGCCUGCAACAGUUUACCCAUCUAAUGGAUGGCACAAUUCUCAUGUCUUUGCUUCAGCCUGCACCUGAGACAUUUGACCUAUUUGAUGAUAUUCUACUCCUAUCAGAGGGCUAUAUUGUUUACGGUGGACCUCGGGAGAAUGUACUGGAGUUUUUUGAAAGCUGUGGAUUCAAAUGCCCCGAGAGAAAGGGCAUUGCAGACUUCUUACAGGAGGUCACGUCAAAGAAGGACCAAGAACAAUACUGGAUAGAAAAGAGCCGACCUUAUCAGUACGUACCUGUGAAGGAAUUUGCAUUUACGUUCAAGCAGUUUCAUGCAGGUCGUUUGUUGGAAAAUGAGCUAGCAGUACCAUACGAGAAGAACAGAAGUCACAAAGCAGCUUUGGUCUUUAGUAAACACUGUGUACCCAAACUGGAGAUCUUCAAAGCCUGUUUUGCCAAAGAAUGGCUUCUGAUCAAGCGCAAUUCCUUUACUUACAUCUUCAGGAUUGUGCAAAUUUUAGUUUUAUCAUUCAUUGCAUCAACUGUAUACUUGAGGACCGAAAUGCAUCACAAAACUCACGAGGGUGCAAAUAUGUACCUCGGAGCACUCUUUUUCGGCCUCCUCAUCAACAUGUUCAAUGGUUAUGCAGAAUUAGCAUUGACAAUCUUCAGGCUUCCAGUGUUCUUCAAGCAGAGAGAUCUGCUCUUUUACCCCGCAUGGGCGUUCACUCUUUCUACCUUCAUAUUGCGAAUCCCAAUUUCAUUACUGGAAGCUGGCAUAUGGGUGCUGAUAACUUACUAUACAAUUGGGUUUGCCCCUGAAGCUAGCAGGUUUUUUCGACAAUACCUUUUAAUGUUCCUCGUUCAUCAGAUGGCAUCAUCCUUGUUCAGCUUUAUUGCCGGAAUAUGCCGGUCAAUGAUCAUAUCGAACACCGGAGGAACUGUAUGUCUGCUUUUAAUUUUCAUGCUUGGAGGAUUCGUUCUCCCUAAAGAUAGUAUUCCGAAGUGGUGGAUGUGGGGCUACUGGUGUUCACCUUUAACGUAUGCACAGAAUGCUAUCACUGUAAAUGAGAUGCUUGCUCCUAGAUGGCAAAUUGUAAGUCUUCGAUCUUUUGCAGAAAAUACAACAAAUUUGGGUGAAGCAGUGAUGGCGAGUCGUAGCAUCUACCCAAUGGGAUAUUGGUAUUGGCUAGGAGCUGCUGCACUGUUGGGGUUUUCACUACUCUUCAAUGUGCUUUCCACUUUUGCUCUUGCAUAUCUAAAUCCUCUUGGCAAACCUCAAGCUGUUAUCCCCAAGGAAGUUCUAAAUGAAAUGCAAGACCAAGAGAAUGGAACAGAACAGGGUCUAAUUAUGUCAAGGUCUCUGCCACGGUCAUUGUCUUCUGCAGAUGGCAGUGGUACUUUUGAAAAGCAGGUCAGAAGAGUGAAUAUCUCAUCAACUAGUCUGAAAGGCAACAUGGAGUCAGAAUUGGAGACUACAACAAGAGUCAAACGAGGAAUGGUUCUACCAUUUCAGCCACUAACCAUGUCUUUCGAGGGUGUCAAUUACUUUGUUGACAUGCCUCCGGAAAUGAGGGAACAGGGAGUCACUGAAGAAAGGCUUCAGUUGCUCCGAGAUGUUACAGGGGCAUUUAGACCUGGUGUUCUUACCGCAUUGAUGGGAGUUAGUGGUGCUGGGAAGACAACUCUCAUGGAUGUCUUAGCUGGAAGAAAAACUGGAGGACAUAUUGAGGGCGAUGUUCGAAUCUCUGGAUUUCCCAAAAAGCAAGAGACUUUUGCUCGAAUUUCUGGUUACUGUGAGCAAACUGAUAUACAUUCUCCUCAAGUCACUGUGUGGGAAACAUUAAUAUAUUCGGCAUUUCUCCGUCUCCCAAAAGAUGUUGAAGAUGAAACCAAAACUGCAUUUGCUAAUGAGGUAAUGGAACUUGUGGAGUUGGAGAAUUUAAGGGAUGCUUUGGUAGGCCUACCUGAUGUCUCUGGAUUGUCAACUGAACAAAGAAAAAGGCUGACAAUUGCUGUGGAGCUUGUUGCAAAUCCCUCUAUAAUUUUUAUGGAUGAGCCCACUUCUGGAUUAGAUGCAAGAGCUGCCGCAGUUGUCAUGCGAACUGUUCGUAAUACUGUUGAUACUGGAAGGACUGUCGUCUGUACAAUUCAUCAGCCUAGCAUUGACAUCUUUGAAGCAUUUGAUGAGCUACUUUUGAUGAAAAGAGGUGGACAAAUCAUUUACAAUGGACCAUUAGGCCACAACUCUCACAAGCUUGUUGAAUAUUUUGAGGAUAUUCCAAAUGUACCAAAGAUCAAGGAUAAAUAUAAUCCUGCUACAUGGAUGUUAGAAGCUAGCUCUUUUUCUUCUGAACUUCGUCUGGGGAUAGACUUUGCAGAGCACUACAGGAACUCUUCUCUCUAUAAGUAUAACAAAGAAUUGGUAACAGAGCUCAGUACUCCACCUCCAGAAGCAAAGGAUCUUUACUUUCCAACUCAGUAUUCUGAGUCAUUUUUGGGGCAAUUCAAGUCAUGUUUGUGGAAGCAAUGGUGGACUUACUGGCGUAGCCCUGAAUAUAACAAUGUUAGAUACUUCUUCACACUUACCUGUGCCUUAUUCAUUGGAACAAUCUUUUGGAGGAUCGGCAGAAAACGGGACAACGACACAGAUCUUUUUAUCAUUGCGGGUGCCUUAUAUGGAGCUGUUAUAUUCUUAGGGGUCACUAACUGUUCAACUGUGCAGCCUGUCGUCGCAGUAGAGAGAACUGUAUUUUACAGAGAAAGAGCUGCAGGAAUGUACUCUGCAAUGCCCUAUGCUCUGGCUCAGGUGGUUAUUGAGCUCCCAUACAUACUCGGCCAGACAGUUAUGUACACUAUUAUUGUUUACAGUAUGGUUAGCUUUGAGUGGACAAUUAAGAAGUUCUCCUGGUUCUUCUUUUCCAACUACAUGACAUUUCUGUACUUCACCUUUUAUGGGAUGAUGACAGUCUCAAUUACUCCAAACCAUCAAGUGGCCUCAAUUGUGGCUGCAAUAUUUUAUAGCAUCUUCAGUCUAUUCUCAGGAUUCUUCAUUCCCAGACCGAAAAUCCCAAAAUGGUGGGUUUGGUACUACUGGAUAUGCCCUGUUGCAUGGACUCUGUAUGGGCUCAUUGUUCCACAGUAUGGAGACGUCACAGACCAAUUGCAAGUGAAUGGUGAAGGAUUCAAACCACUAAAUCAAUUUCUAGAGGAUUACUUUGGAUACAAGCACGAUUUCUUAGGUGCAGUAGCUGCAGUGCUUGUUGGAUUCCCAGUAUUAUUUGCAUUUAUCUUUGCAUAUUGCAUCAAGGUGUUGAAUUUCCAGAAAAGGUGAAAACAGAGGAGCAGCAAAACAUAGUAUGAUUCUGAUAUUCCACCGUUUGGAUUGGGCUACCUGAAAAGCUGACGAUAUACCUGCCUAUGGUGUAAGCUUAAUAUAUUUAUGUAAAGACUGCAAUUCAAUAGAGGCUGCAAAAAACAGAGAGACAAAUAACAGCAAGGUUUGCAAAAAUCACAAGAUCGCGAGGAAAAAGCAGCCAUUCAUCAUCAAAAUCAUGGCAAGGGUUACAUCUUCCUAAAGCAUAUCUCACAAAUAAUUUUUGUCUUCUGGAUCUGUAAGACGAAAUCAAUCUGUUAAUC
This is a messenger RNA of Cryptomeria japonica (Japanese cedar), 4854 nucleotides long. RefSeq names its product ABC transporter G family member 35-like. Gene Ontology annotation, cellular component: membrane. Gene Ontology annotation, molecular function: ATP hydrolysis activity; ABC-type transporter activity; ATP binding. The record is from RefSeq and is a predicted model, not a curated record. The transcript is spliced from 23 exons. The coding region runs from base 131 to 4549 and encodes 1472 amino acids. NCBI's taxonomy places the organism in Eukaryota, Viridiplantae, Streptophyta, Pinopsida, Cupressales, Cupressaceae.